AGAGACUUGAAUUGAGUUGAAAUCUGAGCAUUUUGAUGGACAAGGGCACAAGUCUAAAAUGACCAGGCAGCCAGCUGUCACACAUCAUUACUGAGCCAAAGAUGUUCAGCGAGCUGGAGAUUUCAGCUGCCAGGCAGAGCUGGAGAGCCAGAGCACCACACUGUUGCUGCUGCUGGGAACUGCACGAGCGAAUGUAGUCAUUGAGGAGAAUGAAGAGCUCCCUCGGCCCGAGGGCACAGCCCACUCUGUCGUCAGAUUCCGACGCUCAGCCCACCUUCAAAGUACAGGCAAGGUUGCAUCACAUUCUUCUUAAUAGAGCCUAUGGGAAUCAAAUCUGAUCUUCUGUGCCAAAGCUCUGAAGAGUCUUGACUGGAACAUGCAUUGUUCCAGGCUGAAGGACAACAGAAGCAUCCUCGAAAAAAAAAGAGGUGUCUUGAUCCAUUUCCAGAGUGGGCCUGAAAUAAGGGAAGAACUGCCAAUGCCACAGCUUCUCCUUGCUAUCUUUUGCUGAUCUCAUCUUUCGGUCUCACUGGAGCUGAUUUCGGGGAGGAGAAAUCUGAUAAUCCUUAAGGAAGACCUGAUACUUGGAAUGAGAAUAUUGCCAUCAUGAGUCAACAAGGUUAUGUUGCAGCUCCUCCAUAUUCCCAAUCCCAACCAGGAAUAGGAGGUUUUGGAUCACCUAAUUCUUCACUUCAUUAUGGACAUUAUGGGGACCCGAACUCUUCAUACUCAGCACCUCAACCAGGUGUGUCAAAAUCAACUGUGCCUUUUGGAUCCUCGGCUCCUGUUGGGCCUCCACCACCUGGUGCCCAUCAGUUCAGCCAGACCAAUUUCCAGAAUGGGCCUGGGACACCAGGGCAGCAGCCACACAGGUUUCAAGGCCCUCCACCUGCAGGCAACACAGGAGCAUCCUAUCCUCCCUACAGUCCUCAGUCACAACCAGCCUUCCCAAAUGCUGCACCUGCCUCAUCUACAGCACAACUUGCUGACCAGCUCAACAGCAUGCAGAUAAAUAACUAUGGUCCUGGCCCCACUCCGAGCCCUGGGCAUCCGGCAUCUUUCCAGAGUCCACGACUCCCACCACCACCAACCCAGCAGCAAAUGGUUCUGCCACCUGGGCCACAGGUUCCUCCUCCUCCACCGACCGGGAGUGUCAAUGGCCUGUGCGCUCAGCCGUCACUGCCUCCGAUUGCCAGACAAGGUGGGAUCCCUGGACCUGUCCCUCCAAAUCCUAACCUGCAGCAGCUCCCAGGACAGCCUCCAGGGCCUGGAUAUCAUCCUCAGCAAGCAAACUAUGGUCCUCUGAUGGCAGGAUCUCAGCUGUCUUAUCCUGGUGCUUUUCCUGGAGGUCCAACACAGCUCUCAGGCCCACCGCAGAAGAAACUUGAUCCUAACUCUAUUCCAAGCCCAAUCCAAGUAAUUGAAAGUGAUAAAGCUGCCAGGGGAGGGCAGGUCUAUGCUACAAACACCAGAGGACAGGUUCCUCCUCUCGUCACCACUGACUGCAUAAUCCAAGACCAAGGCCACGCCAGCCCUCGUUAUAUCCGAUGUACCACCUACUGCUUCCCGCUGACUUCAGAUAUGGCCAAGCAGACCCGCAUUCCCCUGGCAGCUGUCAUCCAGCCUUUUGCUAAUGUCCCACCAAAUGAGACACCCCUUUAUCUUGUCAACCAUGGGGAGACUGGACCGAUCCGAUGCAACCGGUGCAAAGCUUACAUGUGUCCCUUCAUGCAGUUCAUUGAAGGUGGGAGAAGAUACCAGUGUGGAUUUUGUAACUGUAUAAAUGAUGUCCCGUCAUUCUUCUUUCAACACCUGGACCACAUGGGCCGACGGAUAGACCACUAUGAAAGGCCUGAGCUGUCCCUGGGAUCUUAUGAAUAUGUUGCUACUUUGGACUAUUGCAGAGACAAGAAACCUCCAAAUCCACCAGCUUAUAUCUUCAUGAUUGAUGUAUCCUACAGAAACAUAAAGAGUGGCCUAGUUAAACUCAUAUGUGAUGAGCUAAAGACUCUGCUAGAUAAACUUCCAAGAGAAGAGCAAGAAGAAUCCUCA
Messenger RNA from Pipra filicauda (Wire-tailed manakin), 2052 nucleotides. RefSeq names its product SEC24 homolog D, COPII coat complex component (gene SEC24D). The annotation marks the transcript as partial. The transcript is spliced from 15 exons. Gene Ontology annotation, molecular function: zinc ion binding; SNARE binding. Gene Ontology annotation, biological process: endoplasmic reticulum to Golgi vesicle-mediated transport; COPII-coated vesicle cargo loading; intracellular protein transport. Gene Ontology annotation, cellular component: endoplasmic reticulum exit site; COPII vesicle coat. Lineage: Eukaryota; Metazoa; Chordata; Aves; Passeriformes; Pipridae. The record is from RefSeq and is a predicted model, not a curated record.